UAGGGCUGUUGGUCUGGAGGGGAGAGGAGGCAGGAGGGACUUCAGAGGAUGAACCAGGAUCGCCGGUUCUGUCCCUGUGAGGAGAUGAGCGGUGCUGCUGGAUAAGGUCGGCACCGACACCGAGCCUGGUGUGGAUCUGAGUCUCCUACGUGAGGCGGCUGGUCCCAUACAGCUGAACGAGAGAGUUUUUCUGUUAAGAAGACGUUUUACAGCUGAGUGAGGAUGACUUUGAUUAAAAGCGUUUCUGGAGUUUUAGAAAAUCUGCUGUUGAAGAGAGGCACUCUGAAAUGCUCCUGGCUGGUCUUAACACACACAUUUUAAUUCAGCAUUUCCCAGGUUUUUAGCCUCCCUCCACCUACUCCAUGUGGAUCAGGUGACUUUUUUCAGGUGAGCUGGAUGUUUUGUUGCAGGUGGAGGCAGCAACUGCUUAAACAUGUCAGGAACGUUGUUUGCUGGACUCCUUCUCUUCAUGUUGAAGGUAUGUAAUGGUGAGCCAACAUACGCUGGGCUACAAAGACUGGAGGACUCACGAGGACAAAACAACCAUGUCUAUCUAACACCACGAUGGGCUCUCCAGCUGGUCAAUGACUCACUGCCUUACUCCAGAGCUGACCGCUUCUGCAGAGGUCAGUUCAGCUCCCUCGUCUCCCUGGACCAGUCCGAGGACCAAAGAGGAGUGCAGGAGCUCCUUCAGCUGACUGUGGUCCGCACACCAGUCUGGGUCAGGGAUCCCAGUAAAGCAGACUCCAGGCCUGUGGCCUUCUCCAGACAAUAUUUGCAGUUCUCAGCUUUUAGUUUUCCAAAGGAGUCUCAUGAAGGAUUUGCCCACAUCAAUAUUUCCUUUCCUGCUCUGGAGGCGGUCAGUGUGUGUGUUCGGGUCCAAUGGGAACCAAAAUGGAAUGACGUGUCCACCAUUUUCUCCUACGCUGCUCCUGUUUUUACCAACGAGUUUCAGCUUCGAGGCCAAGUGAACAUGCAUGGUCGUGUCCUCCUGGCUCUUAUAAUUCAAGGAAAGCAUUUGCCUUACAAGGCAUCUUUCUGGAAUGACGGAGCAUGGCAUCACAUCUGUGUCACAUGGAGCCGGAGCAGCAACCUCUGGACAAUCUAUGUGGAUGGGGUCCAGAAAGACAUGGGCUCAGGUUCUGAAACUCGCAGAGACAUAUAUGGGGAUGGGAUUCUGAUUCUGGGCCAGGACCAAGACUCGUUUGGCGGGAACUUCACGGAACCCUUUUUUGGAAACAUCACUGACCUGAAUGUUUGGAGCUCAUGUUUGGAAACCAGACAUGUCCAUGCGCUAAAUUCCUGCUCUGCCAUAACUCCCAAAAAACUUUUCUCCUGGAACCUUGACCUGAUCAGCAGCCACCCCAUAGUCAAAGUUGUACAGGCCCUUCUGUUUUGCCCAGCAGCACACCAGCAGAUGGAGCUACAGGGCUGCCCUACUGUGCAGAGCCAGUCCAAUCUGCCUCCCCUGCUGGGCCUGGCUGACUGCUCUGACCUGCAGCCGUUCAUCUGCAAAAGCAGAAAAGAACGAUUUCAGAAGAUGAAGGAACUGAGUGAAUCUCAGAGCUCCCAGCCUUCUGCCUUCAUGAACCAGCUAAUAAAGCUCUCCAACAUGAGUCAGCCAGUGCUUGGCCAGCAGCCAUCAGGCAUAAACAACCUGACCCAGGCCAUGGUCCUGCUCAACAUCUCAGUCCAGGCCUUGGAGGAGACACAGGAGGAACUGCAGCCAGAAGACAUGGUGUCUCUCGUCCAGCUGCUGUCGCUGACCUCUGAUGUCCCCUCGGAGCCAUCUGUCCAUUCUGAAAACAGCAGCAAUGAGAAGAUCCAGGAGUUGAGUCAGCACUUUAUCAGUGUAGCUGACAGCAUCAUCAGUGAGGACAAUGCCCUCAAGUGGCAGGCUAUCAAAGAGGUGGUGAACGGCCCCAUGGAUGUUGUCAAGAGCAUUGACCAAAUGGUGACCCGUUUGAGCUCUCGUCUGACGGCAGAGACCGACCACCUGACCAUUCAGAGUCCCAACAUCAGAGUGGAGGUGCAGCACCAGAAGCUGGAGGAUGAAUCUAAAGGAUCGAGCUUCUGCGGCCCCGAGACAGAGAAACACGCCGGUCUGGACUGCAUCUCAGUCCCACACCAGAAGAUUCAGGAUCUCCAUAACAACGGCUUCUACAAGCUCACCUUGGUCAACACUUGGUACGGCUCUCUGAGACCUCUUCUCAGUCUGGAGGAGAACAUCACCUUGGAGCCCACGGUCACUGACGGUAGCCAGAGGUACCUGGGCACCGUCCUGGGCUCGUCUGUCAUCUCCAGCACGGUGCUGGGAGACAACCAGCCCGUCAGCACCGAGGUCCAGAUCCAGCUCCAGCACAGAGUCCAGUUCUCCAAGGAUACCAUGUAUGAUCCAGUGUGUGCCUUUUGGGAUUUUAAUCUCAGUCCAGAGGCUGGUGGGUGGUGGAACACCAAAGGCUGUGAGGUGGUGUCCAAACACCAGGCAUUCACGGUGUGCUACUGCAACCACACCACCAACUUCGCCUUGCUGCUGCAGGUUUAUGAAACUCAGAGGAGCCCGGAGAACGAAAAAGCUCUGCAGGUUCUGACGUUCAUUGGCUGUGGAGUGUCUCUGUGUGGCCUCCUCUUCACCUUCAUUCUCUUCGUUGCUGUGGGAGUUCCCAAGUCCGAUCGUACCACUGUUCAUAAGAACCUGAUUGGUGCUCUGGGCGUAGCUGAGCUGCUGCUGAUGUGCAGUGACUGGGCUGCUGAGAACCAGGCAGCAUGCUUCGUGGUGACUGCUCUACUUCAUCUCUUCUUCAUGGCUUCCUUCUCAUGGAUGCUGGUGGAGGGUCUUCUUCUUUGGAGCAAAGUGGUUUCUGUCAACAUCAGCGAGGACCGCAGGAUGAAGCUCUACUAUGUCAUUGGCUGGGGACUGCCUGUUCUGAUAGUCGCUGUAACGUUGGCUGUGUCAGCAGACAAGUACAAGGCAGACCACCACUGCUGGCUCAGCGUGAAGACCGACACCAUCUGGGCCUUUGUGGGACCUGUGAUAUUUGUCUUGGCGGUCAACGCGGUGGUGCUGUGCCGAGUUGUCAUGGUGACCGUCUCCAGUGCAAAUCGUCGUGCUAAGAUGCUCAGUCCAAGCUCAGCGUCAAAGAUGCAGACCUUUGACCUCACCUGGGCCGUGACCCGUCCAGUUCUCAUCCUGCUUCCUGUCCUGGGCCUGACCUGGCUGUGUGGAGUGCUGGUCCAUCUGUCUGUGGUCCUGGCCUAUGGCUUUAUUGUCCUCAACUCCUUCCAGGGCCUUUACAUCUUCUUAGUGUAUGCUGUUUACAACAGUGAGGUGAGGAAUGCCAUAAAGAGAAUCAAAGAGAAGAGGAAGGCUUUGUCUUUUACGAACUGCUCCCAGCCUACUAGCUUCUUACCCUCACAGCGGGCCCCCGUUACCUCCUGGAACUGCAGACAGCCAACUCCCUCUAGCCCAGAGACCAGUGAGACAUCUGGACCAACCAGUUCCACGUCCACCUCGUUAGUCAUCAAGAAUGAGAGUUUCCGAAAGGAAAGCUUUGUGAGUUUUUCUUUGAAGCAAGUAUCAAGAAACCAAGAGGUGCAGCUGACAGGCUUCAAGCCAUCAGGUUGUUGAGCUGCAAAAGGAGAGGAUCCUGUCUGUGUGUACACACAUCAUCAUCACGAUCAGUGUGAGUCUUCCAGACACACACUCUCACCAGAUGGAGAACACAAAGACGAGCCUGAAGGAUAACUGAAGAUCUCCCCCGUUCACUGUCAGAUCACUGCUCCCUCUGUGACUCAUAAGCACCGUGUGAAGCGAAGCAGAAACUUCUGGUCCCAGAGAGGAGUUCUGAUUCUGUAACAGCCGAGAACUCCUCUCAGAUUUUUCAGCUGAAAGACGAACUCUGAAAUCAAACUUGCAGCAGGAUAUGUGUGACCUGAACUAACAAAUGCCUGAAUCCUGGGUUGCUCUGGCAACAGGCAUCGACUGUAAAACCAAAAAAUGUCUUUGAUACUUUUUGAAUAGAAAAAUCUAUUGAAUUUAUUGAUUUUGGAUUUUUCUGUGAAGAAAAACUGCUCACUUGAAACGAGUGUCUUUGUGGACUGACACAAGUUCUCCAGGUGUUUGAGUCUAAAGCCUGGUUCACACAGCAGGAUUUCUAAUCUGCCAGAGUAUCUGGAAAGAAGAGGGACCCCUCAUGUGGUGAUGAAACAACUGGCCCAUAAUGGUUUUGGUCCUACUGCGUCACAGGCAAUAGCUACACAUGAACCAAGUUCACUCAUGAAAUCCCACAAAACCUCUGAAGAUUACUUGUGACUUUAGAGUAAACAAACAUGGUGGAGGGGGAGCAUGCUGCGUGCUUCCGUCACCCCACUUCCUGAUUGGUUACACAUGACAUUAACAUGUAGCAUGCUUGUUUGUCCUCGGAGCUCCCCACACAUCCAUCAAUACAGGGCUAAGAUGAUCCAUCAUGGGAGCAGUUCCAAUGUGCUUCCAAGCAGACCAGAUAGUCUUAACUCACCACACAUGGCAGGACUAUCUGAUAAGAUUAUCUUUAAAGCCAUUAGGGUUAUCGGGGGAGGAUCAAGUCAAAAGCUGUACGAUUAUCCUGCCAUGUGACCAGGCCCAUCCUGCAGCAGACAGCAGUCAGAGGCAUCUCAGUGUGGGGAAUCCUGAGAUUCUCAGUGGACUGAAGCCAACAGCUGCUAGAGGAGGAUUCACUCAUCAGCUCAUUUCAUUUAUUCAAAAUAUAAUUCCCACAGGACUGGAGGAGGUUGUUCAUCUGUGAAUGUUGCUGGUCAGCUGAUCACACCCGAAGUUUUCCGUCUGUAGAAUCUGUGAAGUUUCUUUUACUGAUUUGUGGAAAUUGGAUUCAUGGAACGCUGAGCUGGAUCUGGUCCACAUCAGCUCACUUUAGGUCGACACUAAGGUCUUUAUAGGAUGUGAGGAAGUGUUCAGGAUAGACGUUUGCACCGAGUGGUUGGAGUGCUUCCUGUUAAAAGGGAGUUUUCCUCUCCACCGUCGCUGCAUGUUUGCUUAGUAUGAGGAUUGCUGUAAAGACUCUGACACUGGUCAGUGACUCGAUGCAACCUGCUGGGUUCCUUAUAGGAAACUUUUUUCUGAUUGGCUUAAUGAACUGACCUGUACUGGAAUGUUUACUGUGUGAAGUGCCUUGAGAUGACUCUUGUUGUGAUUUGGCGCUAUAUAUACAUUAAAAAUAAAAAAAAAUACAUUAGCUGAUCCAGUCUCAUCUGGUAAAAAAGUCAAUUUAUGCCAGUAAUCCAGCUCAGACUGAGAAACCAUCAAAAGGCAGGAACCCUUUGCAGGUAUUCUAUGUUCAUCCGCUGACCAGAGUGUGACACUGAGUCUAGAUUAUUGAACCUUUUCACAAUAUUCUGAUUGUCUGAGAUCCUGAAUGUGGGGUUUUUCAUCAGCUGUAAGCCAUCACAGUUAUAACAGAUAAAGAUCUGGAUUAGCAUGGAAUGAGUCUGUCUCCUAGAUUAGUUUCUCCUUUUAAGUUGAAUUAGUGAUGUAAAUUACCUUUUGCACAAGAUUAAAACUUUUCCAGUUUCA
Messenger RNA from Nothobranchius furzeri (turquoise killifish), 5569 nucleotides. NCBI's taxonomy places the organism in Eukaryota, Metazoa, Chordata, Actinopteri, Cyprinodontiformes, Nothobranchiidae. The record is from RefSeq and is a predicted model, not a curated record.